AUGGGUGAUGUAAUGGAAGAACGUUUACGAACCUAUAUAAAAGAAGUGGAGAAUCGAAUGAAAUGUCAACUUGAUGAUAGGAAAAAGUUAAAAGAUGCUAUUCCGUUGUCUGAAGAGCAACUUCGAAAAAUGGACAGUGCGCUGAAGCGAACGACAGCUUUUAUGAAAAAAUUAAAAAAUAUUGGAUGCAUACAACUGGCAUCGAUUUUACAAGAUGUGGAUAAAGUUAAUUUGUCAAAGUUUGUUGAGGAAAUGACUACGACAAUUGCUGAAGCAAAAAUAAAAUAUAGCGAGGUACAGUCCGUCGUAACAGUUUGUGUGCAUUUAUCUUGUUAUUAUUCAGAAUUCUCUUCCCUUUUGUUUAUGGAGUUCCGCAAACUGCUGCCAUCAAAACGAAGUGACAGAAUUCAAAAUCCUUCCAAGUUGCGCGUCGAUAUCAGAUUGCUGGCUGAACUCUGUCUUCACGGUGUUUUUGGAAAAGAAGGCGUGCAACUUUUGGGGUCUGCAGUUUCAUUCCUUACUCUCACGGACAGAACUGAACAUAUCAACAUUCCAAUUUUAUUGCCGUUCUGUAAAGUCAUGAAUGUUGAUUUACUUGGUUUGCACCCUUAUUCAAUGAAACAGGUUGCAUCAGCUGCAAAUAUUAAGUUGCCGGAAACGUCAGUAAUAUCUGUUGAUUAUAAAAAAACAUUUGCACAGCUUCUUCUGGAUUAUCGUGUAUCACUGGUGGAGCAUAUAAAACAGGAUUUGUUUGAAAUGAACCAGUUGCUGCUUUCGAUAAAACGUCAGACGCGAACGCGGGGAGAUGCUUCUGCGGAAGAUCGAAAUCAUCUGGAAGAAAUACGUGCACGGUAUGAAAAGAUUUUAACGAGUGGAAUUCAGCUUAGUGAAUACCUAGGUGUUGAGAUGGAAACGAUGAAAGAAGAGCAGAGCGAAGAUGAAGAAGAGGAGGUUUCCGCACUAGCACUUAGCCGUGCAUUACAUGAAGGAACUAUUACUGUAUGGCCGGAUGAAGACACUCGGCAGUUUUAUGAAACAAGAAUGGAGCUUCGACAGCUUGUCCCGGCAAUUCUUUUCCAGGAAUCGGAACGACGAACUUUAGAUCUAGUCGGUGGGAGGAUUGAAGAUGUUGAUCUGAGCGGUUUGGAUGCAAUUGUUGAAGAAGCUGAAGAUGAGGGUGAUGAUCAUAGUGAAGGUGUCGAUGAUGAAGAAACAAAAGUGGAUUUGAAUGAAAUGGAUCCAUCACUUCCAGUGAAUCAUAUUGAAACGCCAAAAAUAUCUGGACAAGAUUUAAAGCUUAUGAUGCUUGCAUUUAUGGAACAGCUUCCAUGGCUAAUCAAUCGGGAUUUAAUCGACAAGGCUGCACUUGACUUCGUUACGAAUCUGAACACCAGGAACAACAGGAAAAAACUCUGCCAAAUGAUGCUGGAACAGUAUCGAAAUCGAUUAGAUUUGCUUCCAUUCUAUGGUCGUCUGGUGGCAACACUGGAACCAGUUAUGCCUGAUUUGGCUCUUGAACUUUCUCAUGCAUUACUUCAACAGUUUCGGGCAGCUGUACAGAAUAAGAAAAGACAACGUGUUGACUGGAAAAUAAGAUGUGCUCGAUUCAUUUCUGAACUGGUGAAGUUCGGCAUAAUACCGAAAGGCGAAGGCCUUUCUUGUUUGCGGAUGGUGCUUUUUGAUUUCCGUGGUCAUAAUAUCGAUAUGUGCUGUGCAAUAAUUGAUGCAAUGGGACAGUUUUUAUAUCGUUCAACGGACAGUCAUGGAAAAAUGAAAAUCUUGCUUGGCGUUAUGAUGAAGAAGCGAGAUCGUGUCAGUGAUCCGCGACAACAGAUGCUGAUAGAUAAUGCGUUCUACACUUGCAUACCACCACCAGUGGAAGAAAAACCAAAAUCUGCAAGCGACCCUUUUCAAGAUUUUAUUCGUUACUUAAUAAGUAAUUUGUCACGUUACCGGAUGGAAAUAACUAUACGGUGUCUCAGGAAAUUAGACUGGUCUGAUCCUGUUUAUGCUAAUUAUGCAGUUCAGUGCCUCAGUAAUCCAUCUCUACCACGGUACAAUAAUGUGCCAUAUCUUGCUUCACUUAUAGCAGCGCUUUCAUCAUGUCAUGAUUGGAUUGGUAUUCGAGUACUCGACCAAACACUUGAAGACAUUCGCAUCGCACUGGAAGUAAAUAGUCCAUCUCUCCAUCAGAGGACAGUGCUCUCAGUGAUAUUUUUGGGUCAACUGUAUAAUUACAGUGUAUGUGACUCUCCCGUUAUAUUUAAGACUUUGUAUCAGCUGAUCACUUUUGGUGCUUUCGAUCCAUUGCUAGAUGACUGGAGCGAUCUGACACGAAUUGGUCUUGUUUGUGAAUUGCUUCUAAUUUGUGGCGAAUAUUUUAAUGUUGGUUCAGCUAAGAAAAAAUUGGAUUGCUUUUUAGCAUAUUUUUACCGGUAUUUGCUGGCUAAAGAAGAAGCAUUCAAAGCUCGCGAUAUUGUUUUUCCCAAGAAUGUGCGUUUUCGUGUGGACGAGAUGAAUGAUUAUGUACGAAAAGGCAUUAAAAUCCCGGAAUCUUUCGACGAAGCACAACGAAUUGUUGAUGGAAUUCAGCAGCAGUACGGAAAAAUGGUAGAUGCAGCGCGUGAAGGAAAAGUAGACCACCAAACAGAAGAAGUAAUAGACGAAGAGGAAGAAGAACCACGAAAGAUAGACUGUGCCCUUGAAACCGGCAGAGACAAUAUCAGUAGCAGUGAAGAGAUUGUUGUAUCAAUUUAUGAUGAAAAUGAAAGCGUUCGUGUGCAUACAAACCGUGUUAUGCUACCCGAAGACGAACUGUUUGUACGUCAACUUGAGCAAAUAAUUGCAGAAACAAUGCAGAGUAGGGCAAAUGCCGUAAGUGUUCCAGUUUCGGAAAUAGUAGUACCGACAUCUGCACGUCAAAAAUUUCAUAGAAGCAUUGCAUUUGAUGCAAGCGCUACUAAGUCUGAUGAUGCAUCAAAACCGGGAACAGAAACGAGAAUGGCGAUUUUAACGCGAGGAAAAGGAAAUAAAACAGUGCUGAAGGCGAUAGCAAUGGAUGCACCGAGUUUUCUGACGGAAACAUGGAAUGCACAACGGGAGAAAGAACGUAAAGAACUGACCGCUCAUAAGCACAUAACGCUGAGUAUGAAUGAACGAAUGAUGAUGGAUGAUGAUGAAUCUUUAUCAGAAUAA
Molecule: messenger RNA, 3195 nt
Organism: Brugia malayi
Lineage: Eukaryota; Metazoa; Nematoda; Chromadorea; Rhabditida; Onchocercidae
Gene: Bma-smg-3
Exons: 20
Coding region: 1-3195 (1064 amino acids)
Biological process (GO): nuclear-transcribed mRNA catabolic process, nonsense-mediated decay
Cellular component (GO): cytoplasm; exon-exon junction complex
Molecular function (GO): RNA binding; protein binding
Source: RefSeq, a predicted model, not a curated record